Molecule: messenger RNA, 7758 nt
Organism: Emys orbicularis (European pond turtle)
Lineage: Eukaryota; Metazoa; Chordata; Testudines; Emydidae
Gene: EPG5
Product: ectopic P-granules 5 autophagy tethering factor
Exons: 44
Coding region: 1-7758 (2585 amino acids)
Biological process (GO): autophagosome maturation
Cellular component (GO): cytoplasm
Source: RefSeq, a predicted model, not a curated record
AUGGCGGAGGCCGCGAGACCCCCGCGCAGGGAGCGCCCCAAGCCCGGCAGGGGCAAGGCCAAGGAAAAAAAGAAAAAAUGCAGUGAAGAGCUGCAGAAGCAGGACUUGGACAAGGUCUUCCUCCCCAACAAAGCUAGAGAUCAAGAGGUGACUUCCCAAGCUAGCGAGGUGCAGGUGGAACAUCCUGAAGUGUUUACAGAGAUUCGUCUCAGUGAUGAAGGAGAGGAUGGAAAAAAUGUGAAUGAUAUGUAUGAUAUCCCCUUGACUUCUUUAACCUUAGCAGAUGAAGGAUCCCGAUCAGCUACCCUAGAACCUCUAACACAAGGAGAAGAAUUCAGAGCUAGUCUCUUGCAUGAGAAAUGCCGGGAGAGGUCUGAAGAAGAUGGUAGAAAUAAAUCGGACAAACCCCAGAGCCUUAUGGAAGCACUUGCUAAUCAAUCAGAAAACUCUGGCAUAGCAGAAAGUACCUUUAAAUGCAGUGCUGCUUGCACUCAGUCACUAAUGGGAAUUGUACGGGACAGAGGAACCGAGAAGGUACAAGAGGCUACAAAUCCUGCUCUUUCUUUGGAGGCACAACCUGUGCUGUCACAGCUCUCUAAUGAAGCCAAAGAGCGUGCUCAACCUUCUGGGUUGAAAACUUUGUAUCCCGAUUUAUCGGCUGAAUUGUCCCGAGAGAGACUGACCACACUCGCGGUAAAACCACUGUUAUGUAACGAGAGGCUGUAUCCAGAGAUUCCCUCUGAGCCAGAACUAGUGCCAUUUACCAAAGAGCAGCUGAAAAUCUUUGAGCCGUGUUCGUGGCUGGAGAAUGUUGAUUCCUACAUGGAGGAGUUUGAGCACAUUGCUCAUCAGGAUAGACAUGAGUUUCAUGAAUUGCUCCUGAACUAUUGGCGCUGUAGGAAGCAGCUCUUGCUGGCUGAGGCAGAGCUACAGGCCAUGACAUCAGAUUGCCAAAGUGCCAAGGACAGGUUGUGGACUUUUAAGGAGGAACAGCAGUCUGUCAAGGGUAUCUGUGCAGAUCAGUGCCAAGUGUCUGACUACCAUCGCUACCAGACAGUAGAGAUGAAUGAAAGUGUGUUGGGGGAACUAAAGAGGUUGUUUGAAGCCAAAACGGAGCACGUGCAUCAGACGUCGGUGCUGCACUCGUAUACUUCAAUGUUGUCCCGCUUGCAGGUGGAGUCUUAUAUCUAUGGAUUGCUUAAUAGCUCAUCCCUGCUGAGAUCUGUGGCUGUUCAACAACAAGAGCAAGCUGCUGAGCAGUCAGGAAACCUUUCCUCGGACUUGGGUCACCUGAAAGAAUGUGUCAGCAUUCUUUUCGGUUUCACGCGCAGAGUUAUCGAAGAUCCUCAGUUCCAGAGUGACCUCCUCCUUUGGCUGCAAAGGCUGGUGUCAGUCUUGCAAAGAGUUGGCUGUCCAGGGGACCACCUCUUCCUCUUAAACCACAUCCUCCGUUGCCCAGCAGGUGUCAGUGGAUGGGCUGCUUCGUUCAUACAGAUCAAAGUCUUGGAUAACCCAUCAGGAGUCUUUCAUUUUAUGCAGUCUCUUGCCUUGCUUAUGUCUCCUGUCAAAAAUCGAGCAGACUUCAUGUGCCACAUGACACCAAGUGAAAGAAAAUCCUCCACCUCCUCUGGGAAAGAAUCUGGGAAUUGGACAUUAGUAGAUGAGGGAGGAGAAGAGGAUGAAGAUCCCGAAACUAGCUGGAUUCUCCUUUUGGAAGAUGACUUGGUUGUCCUCCUGUCACAGUUUCCAUUUCAUGAACUGUUUCAGCAUUUUCUUGGGUUUAACUCUAAAGGUGUUUAUUUCCCUGAAAAAACAACCCCUCAGGAGAUGAUGAAGAUUUUUGCCUUUGCGAACUCCUUAGUGGAGCUGCUAGCUGUGGGGCUGGAAACAUUUAAUAGAGCACGCUACAGGCAGUUUGUGAAACGAAUUGGUCAUCUGAUCAGGAUGACAGUUUGUUACGUGAGUGACCAUUGGGCCCAGUAUGUUAGCUGCAAUAAAGAGUAUGGAGUAAUGCACCCCUAUUCUGUGGAGAAACUGCAAGUGGAAUUCGAUGAACUGUUUCUUCGGGCUGUUCUACAUGUGCUGAAGGCAAAAAGGCUGGGUGUCUGGCAGUUCAUGUCUGAGAUGCCUUAUGGAACGUUAUCGAGUGGCAUGCUUUGGAAGCUCUUCUUCAUCAUGCAUUGUGCAGAAAAUGAGCACCUGGAAAAUCUCUGCUCCACGGUGCAGCCUGCCGACUGCAAGCACAAACUCAGAGACCCAGAACACAUUGAAAACUUUGAGAAGAAUCUUGCGUCCAUGAACUGCUCGGAAGAAGUUUGUCUGCUCACCACAUUUGCUCAGAUGGCACAAGCCAAGCGGGCUGAUGCGGAUGAGGACUUCAUCAGAGUCAUUGUACUGGAGAUAUAUGAGGUAUCUUAUGUCAGCAUUUCCACAAGAGAGACAUUUUCAAAGGUUGGCAGAGAACUCUUGGGAGCAAUCACAGGUGUCCAUACUGGGGUCAUUUCUGUGCUCCUGGAUCGAGUUAGAGACACCAUUGAAAAAGUCGGGAUGGUUUCCUUAUACUUGUUUAAAGAGCUGCCAUUGUAUCUUUGGAAGCCCUCUUCCUCGGAGAUAGCGUUGAUCCGUGACUGGCUAUUGAAUUAUAAUCUGAGCACGGUGGAGAAUAAACUAGCCUGCAUUAUCCUGGAAGGGCUAAACUGGGGAUUUGGUGAGCAUGAUACUACUCUUCACCUCGAUCCAGCUGUCCAUGCUGAAGUUGCAUUAAUGGUCCUAGAAGCGUACCAGAAAUACCUCCCUCAAAAACCGUAUGGUGGACUGCUUUCUGAAAGCAUAAAACAGGUCUCCUACUUGGCUAGUGUUGUUCGUUAUGGAGAGACACCCGAGACCUCCUUUAAUCAGUGGGCGUGGGGCUUGAUUUUGAGGUUAAAACUGCACAGAAAUGAUCAUGGUGUGCAGCAGCGUUGGCCUGCAGUUCCUGCUUUCAGCACUAUGCUUGACAUGACCGAAUCAGUCAUGCUUCAUCCACUACUGAAGGCUGUCAAAUCCGGCAUCCCUAUUGGCUGUUACCUUGCAUUGGCAAUGACUACACUGGGUCAUAGCAUUGAAAAGUUCUGUGCUGAAGGGAUCCCUCUGCUGGGCAUACUGGUUCAGUCUCGGUAUCUGAGAACAGUAGUCCAUGUACUGGAUAAAGUUUUACCCUUGUUCUAUCCCUGCCAGUAUUACCUUCUGAAGAACGAACAGUUUUUAUCUUCCAUCCAGCUGUUCCUUCACCUGGAUAGUGGAGUUCCACAAGGCAUGACUCAGCAGGUUACGCACAAAGUGACGCAACACUUGACCGGAGCAAGCUAUGGAGAAAAUGUGGAGCUUCUCAACAGCAUGAUCCAGACCCACAUUUUUAUGAGCCGUCAGCCUGAUGGAGUGUGGCCAGCUGCAGUGCUGGAGUUCUGGGUGCAAGUUCUCACUGCUCAACAGCUGUGGCACAGAGAGAGAGCAACGCUCUACCUGCUGGAUCAUCUAUGCAAAGCAGCUUUUCAGCAUAGUCAAGAGGACUGUGUGCAAAAACUGCUCUACCAACAGCAUAAGAAUGCCUUAGGUUAUCACUGUGACAAAGGUCUACUCUCUUCACUGGUCAGCUGGAUUGUGGCAGGAAAUGUGACCCCUUCCUUCAUCGAGGGCAGUGCGAAUUCCACGCAGGUUUGGUUUUCAUGGAUGGUUCUGAAUAUGGAGUCCAUAUUUGAAGAAGAUUCCCAACUUCGCAGAGUUGUGGAGGGUGAAUUGGUCAUCAGCGCUUUAACUCCUGAUCAGGCUCUGAAGAAAGCCCAGGCCCAGCUGAAGCUGCCUAUUGUACCUUCUCUCCAGAGAUUAAUGAUCUACCGUUGGGCUCAUCAGGCCCUUGUUACCCCUGCAGAUCACCCCCUUCUGCCCCUCAUCUGGCAAAAUUUUUUUCUCCUUUACCUUCACCGACCAGGGCCGCAGUAUGGGUUACCUGUAGAUGGCUGUAUUGGAAGAAGAUUUUUCCAGAGUCCAGCUCAUGUUAACCUAUUAAGUGCAAUGAAGCAGCGCUUGAUAGAGGUGGCAGACUUCCACCAUGCAGCUAGUAAAGCGCUUAGAGUAGAGAGUGCUGCAGAUGGCAGUGAAGGCUUGUCACAAAAGGGGACCUGUUCACCAGAUUACCUGACUUCACCAGAACUGCAUAAAGAACUUGUCAGGCUUUUUAAUGUGUUUGUUCUGUGGCUGGAAGAAGAGAGCUUUCAGAAAGGAGAUGCAUACAUUCCGUCUUUACCGAAGCAAUAUGAUGUGUACAGACUUGCUAAGAUCAUGCAAAAUCAGCAGGAUUUGUGGAUGGAAUAUGUCAAUAUUGAACGCAUACAGCAUGAAUUUCAGGAAGCUCUAAAUCUUUGGCUCCAAGUCAAACUUGAAUCCCAUGCAACCCCUAGCACUUCAUCAGUGCAGACAGAUUUCACUAACCCUUUGUCAGCCAAGGAGAGAAUACUGAGUAAUUUGAAGAAGUAUGAUGCACCCAAACCCCCUCUUCCCCUUCAACCAGUGAAACCUCCUGUGCCUGUUAUUUCGUCUGCCAGUCUAGUAAGUCAGAAAGAAGCAACACAGCUUGUGCGCAUGGACCUUAACAACUUGCAGCAACAUGCCAAAACUGCAGCUCGCCGAGAGACCCAGCAGGUCGCUCUUGACAGUGAAAUAUUGGACACCAUGCCCAAACUCUAUAUCAACAGGGAAGAACAGAUUACCCUUGAGCUGAAGUGUCCGGGUACUUCAAAUAAAAGCUGUCAGGGAGCAGCUCUUGUGACAGUCCAGUUUGAAGGGAAGCAUAAAAAUGAAGCAAUAAGCCAGCAGCUUCACGCUCUGCGUAAAGAAGUAAAACUGCUACAAGCCGAAGCCACAAAGCCGCCUUUUCUGACCAUUGUGGAAGCAGCUGUACAUGUGGAAAACUUUAUAACAGCCUUAAUAAAUAUCUACAAGAGGCAGCCUACGUCUAGAAUUCAGAAAGUUGGAAUUAGCUUGUUCUUUGCAGUAAUAGAUUUUGUGUGUGAUGAAACUCAACGCCAUCCACCCACAAGGCAGUUCUUUACCUCCUGCAUCGAGAUCCUCGGCCAAGUAUUUAUCAGCGGGACCAAAUCUGAAUGCAAAUUAGUCCUCCAAACCAUCCUACAGAAUCGAAGACUCUGUAAUCUGCUCUCUCCCUACUUCACUCCAGUUGCCUCACCUGAUGAAUUUGUAAAUUUGUAUGAAAAAGUUGUGGCGUUUCUGAGUGAUGACAACAGUGAUGUUGUUUUCACGUUGCUGACGAAGUUUGACUUCCCACAAUGGCUAAACCUCACUAAGCCUCCUCUGUCUGAACGUACCCGGCUUCUGGAGUCCAUUCACUUGGCACUCAGCGCCUGUGGCCUUGAGCCUGAAGAAGACAUUUUGAUGCCAUUUAAUAUUUUUUGCAAGCACUGGACAUAUCUCCUUCAGUACCAGUUCCCUGACCAUUACAGUGACUUUCUAAGACUGCUCAUGCAAAGUUCUUCAGAGCAACUCCUUAGCCCUGACUGUUGGAAGGCAUUGCUUAAAACUUUGGGUUGCUGUACCUCAGAAACUGAACGAAGGAGCAAGGGUGACUCCACUAAAAGUCCAGUACUGCGAAACUCUGCAAAAAUCCUUCUGUCUGCAGAACAGGUCACAGAGACAAUAGAAUGGCUUUGCAAGUCUUUCUGCAAGCUACGGUUAGCUUCAUUGGAUUUCAGGAGCUUUGGCCUGUUUUCAAAGUGGAGUCCCUACAUGACUGAAGUGAAGACGUUGCUGGAGUACCUCGUGAAACGGCUUAUUGAUUCUGAGGUGGUCAGUUUAGCACAGGAACCAGUUGGCAGCAGCAGAAUUCUAGCAGUGGUGCAGUCCUUGCAUUCAACCAUCACUGAGCUCUUUAAACCAUGGAUUCUGGUUUUAAAUAAAGAUGAUGCCAGUAAACAGCAAUGCUACCCCUGGUUGGAGAGUGACACUCCUGUAGCCUCAAGUAUGGUACAGUUGUUCACAGAUUGCAUAUUGGUUUUACACCAAACCUUUACAGAUAAGUUGUUGCCAGGCCACCGUGGGGCUCUCUGGUUACAUCUGAUGCAUUAUUGUGACUCAUGCACAGCCCCCAAAAUGCCAGAAUUCAUUCUCUAUACUUUCCAUGCUGAAUUCAGCAGACUUCCAUGGAGAGAGAUGCACCCAGAUCAGAUGCUCAUGGAAGAAUUCUUUAAAGUUGAAAGAGGCAGCCCGAAGAGUUGUUUCAUUUUCUUGGGUACUGUUUUAUGUGACGUAAACUGGGUCAGCUUCCUGUCUGAUGCCUGGAAUCCCAAGCCCCGUCCUGAAACGCACAGUAUGAUUGUCUGCUUGCUCUGUAUGGUGGUUCUGUUGGCAAAGGAGGAGCAGCUUAUAAGCAAAGAGGAAUCGCCACUGAUUAACCUCCUUGGACAGACCAGCUCUCUUCCAUGGCAACUUGUGCGCAUUGAAUCUUAUAAAAGCAUCAUCAGCUACUUUAGAAGCCACUAUCCUCCUUCCAUCAUCCUAGCCAAGGAUUCUGCAGCUGAACUGAUAGUGAAACUCUUAAAAGUUUCUGCAGGCUUUGGUGCUUCUUCCGAUAGUCAUGUGCAUCUUGACGCAACACUAAAAUGCCAAGCAUACAUUCACCAGGUGGUUCAGUUUCUCAGCACCCUGGAACAAAAUGGAAAAAUAACCCUUUCGGUAUUGGAACAAGAAAUGUCAAAGCUCUUAGACGAUAUUGUCAUCUUUAACCCUCCAGAUAUGGAUAUGCAAACUCGUCAUAUGGCUCUCAGUAGUCUCUUUUCAGAAGCACUGAUGAUGAUGAAUAAUGCUAGCAUCACAACAGCAGAGUCGCUACGGGGUAGUUUACAAAACUGGAUCAACACCAAAGUGCAUGGCCUGCUAGUGAUGCCCCUGCUAACAGCAGCAUGCCAGAGCCUGGCCUCGGUCAGACAUAUGGCAGAGACUACAGAAGCUUGUAUUACAGCUUACUUUAAUGAAGAAUUUCCUCUCAACCAUGAAUUAGGCUGGGGCCCUAUACUCGCCUCCCUUCAAGUUCCUGAACUCACAAUGGAAGAAUUUCUGCAGGAAUGUUUAUCCUUGGGAAGCUACCUGACCCUUUAUGUCUACAUGCUGCAGCGUUUAAACACUGAGCAGACUCUGACCAAUGAAAUGAAAAUGCUGCUAACUCUUGGCAAAUGGCUAGAGCAAGUGUAUCCAAGCUCGGUGAAGGAAGAGGCAAAGCUGUUUCUUUGGUGGCAUAAAGCCCUGCAGUUAUCCUUACUCCAAACGGAGCAGAAUGACGCCAUCCUGAUUGAAUCAGUCAUCCGGAUAUUGCUCUCAAUACAGGGCAGGCAGAAUCAGCUGGCUGAGGAGAGGUUGAUGUCCGGAAUAUUGGGUGUUAUUGGUCUAGGCAAGAAAUCUCCUUUGUCACCCAGGUUCCGCGUGGUUGCCCGCAGUAUGUCAGCCUUCCUGUCGGUGCAGAUUCCUCAGGAGAAUCAAAUCCGUCUGAAGCCUGGUUCAGAAUUGCAGCUCUCACAGAAAGCCCAGCAGGCACUGAAUACCCUUGAAUCUAUGGCAUCAAACAAACAAUAUAUGGAGUAUCAGGAACAGCUCUCCCAAGCAUCCCAGUUUAUCAAGCACCCAGAUCAUUGUCUUCAAGAUGGAAAUAAUCUCUUGGCUCUCCUUGUGAACACUCUGUACCCAGAAGUGCAUUACUUGGACAUUAUACGAUAG